GAGAGAGAACAGUGCAACAAAUCUUUGCGCGCAGUUCGAAUCUUACAACCGAACUUCAAAACGAUCUUAUAAUGAAAACGAGGUAGGAAAUAUAUUGAAAAACUAAUAGAAAAUGUGUUGGUUGAUUUAAAAGAAGUAGUAUACCAAGAUGAUUUUUAUGCCAGAUUUUACAUUAGCCUACACUUGAAAAAAGUGUUCCAUAACGGUUCUUUGGCUGGCCCCAUAGGAUAAACCUUUUUGGUUCCGGGUAGAAAGAACCCUUUUGGGUUCCAGGUAGAACCCUCUGUGGAAAGGGUUCUACAUGGAACUCAAAAGGGUUCUCAUAUGGGGACCAUCGAAGAACCCUUUUCGGUUUUAGAUAGCAUCUUUUUUUCUAAUAGUGUAUUUAAUUAAGAAUGCAAGGCCAGGAUGCGCACUUAUACCAACUAUUUGUGUCAUUGGAUGAAAUUGAUUGAAUCACUGAUUAUAUAAAGGUGUUUUCCUUGGGCAUUGUCCAGCUCAAUGGUCCAGCUCCCAAACCCCGAUUGUUAUGAUGAUUAUGACGUGUUUAAGUCUUCUGCGGUGAUUAUCACGUGAUUAAAUCUUCUGUGGCGGUAGGACGUCCCAUUGCCUUCUAGGAACAAACAAGUCACAUAAGGGGACAAGAGAGCGCAAUAACUGGGAGCUUGUAAAGUGAUAUUCGUUUAUCGUGGACAGUGAAGAGCAUCAGUCUAUACUUCGGUGAGGCGCGUCAAUUUUGACCCACAACGUCAGGAAUUCGCAACAGUAUUUCAGAUUUGAGUGCAUCAUUGGACACUGAUGGGACAUUGAGAUGGCAUCAUCAUUAUCAUCUGAUGGGGCCAUGUUGGUCUGUGGGAGUAUGGAGGAGCUGAAGCGCAGGGCCCAGGGCCCGGUGAGGAGGAACCUGUUUGGGCCUGUGGACCACGAGCAGCUGCAACAGGACUUCCAGAGGCACCUGUGUAUGACCGUGGAGUCGGCCAACAAGCGCUGGGACUUUGACUUCAACGCCGGCCGGCCGGCCACCAACAGCGCCAGCAUGGAGUGGGAGGAGAUGAAGUGCCAGGAUGUGCCGGCGUUCUACCACAGCUGUGUGGUAAAGAAGCCGGUGAUUGGCAUCGCCGGGCGGAGGGCAGAGAGCGAGAAUGUCAGGCUGGCGCGGGCAUCAUCUCCAGGGUCGUCCAGCAUUGGAGAGGAGUACCUGGAGGUGACCACCAGGGAGAGCUAUAGGAUCCAGAGGCCGGAGAAGAUGGUGGCCAGCCAGAAGGCAGGAGCAGUCAAACGGAGACAAGCCGCCAUAACAGAAUUCUUUGUUGUGAAGAAGAGGAGGGCCAUGCACCACAAACGGUCCUCACUGCAGUAAACGCAUCCCAAGAAAGAGCACCAUUCAGUGGGCAUGCUUCGUUUGGAAAUCACCUCAUUAAGAUGAAUUUAUAAUCUCUGCAGCUUUCUGUAGCGACUCUGACUGUCAAAAAGCUCAUAGCUACAAAAUGUCUUAAAAACUCCUGACAAACUCUGUUGAUUUCCACGCAAGGAAGCUAACUAACGUCCUCUCAGAGUGAAAUAUCUCUGAGUGGAAAUGAUGGAUAUGUUUGUAUAUAUAUUUAUAUAUCUGUAUUUCAUCUAUAUUUCCUAAGCUUGUAUGAUUGUCUAAGCUUUAGAUUAUACUGUGAAAUAGUUCAAAUACACUCAUCAGGAAAAAACCUAAACAGCUCUGUUGUAAGAGACUUCUUCCAACAGUAACCUUGGUAUAGUAUUUCUUAACCCCUAACCACCUCAGCCCGCUCUCUAACAGCCUCUCUCAGAGUUUUGAUAAGAGGAGUUCAACUACUCCUGACCUCACUCCACGUGUCGUCUUCAGUUUCACCACGGCUGUAAAAGUAUCAGCCACUCGAGUAAGAGGCCCCGGAGUCACCUCAGGUCAAAUUGGCAACGUGACCAUGAUUAGCCUAGGGUACAAAGGUCAACGGUGAAGUUCCAGCACUUAGGCUAUCAGGCGAUGGCUGCAUCGGUAGGGACUUUUAUGAUAAUGAUACAUCUUAUUGAGUAAUAAUGCUUCUCAAUAUAUGUUUUUUAUGACGGUAAUUGUUUUAUUCUUAACAACAAGAUACUAAAGCGUCAUAUCAGCUUCUUGGUGUGAGUAUUAUUACAGAGUGAUAUAAGGUGUCAGUAGGCAACAAGCUUAAAUUAGCUUAAGUUCAUGCUCAAAUAUUGUUAUAAUGGCAGACAUACACUUCACCGUUGGCACCACCGUCUCUGUAAAAUUCGUCAAGAACUUCAGUACAAAAUGGAAUAAAAUGUCAAACUGUUUUUAUUUAGCCCGUAAUCUUUCCAUUAUCUAUUUAGCCCGCUUCAUUUUGACCCAUUUAUCUUACUAAGGUAGUAAAACAGGUUAUUGGAAAUUGUUUGGUAACAAAACGGAAUAUACCUUGUAUGGUUGGCUUUUGUUGGCUAAAUCCUUUUUUACAAUGUAUCCUUUUCUACUCUUGUCUUUUUAUAAUGGCAGCCUCUAGGUUUUGAACGCGACUCUUUUCUGUAUGAAGGUAAUGUAGCAUUGACAUUAUUUGGAGUUGAAGUUAUAAUGGUGUUGUAGUUCACCAAAGUACAUUGAUCCUUAAUUGCAUACGGAACAUUCCAAGUUCUGUCAGUAAAUGAUUCUUUUUUUUAUGAGGAGCUGAGCUGUUACACAUUUCUAUUGCUGUGCUAAAAUACUAGACUGUUGUGACAACUGAGGCAGUUGACCAAAAAUUGAUUUGUGAGACAUCUGUAAGCGUUGGCUUGAGACAAGGGACAUAGCCAUAGACAUCCACAUGCCUUAAGCAUCUCACAUAUACAUCUCAGAUAUACCUGUGAUUAAUAUACAGUAUCACAGAUGUAUCCAUUGGUAUUACAUUCCAAACUUUAUACCAUUCAUUCUCCAGAGUCACAUCGCAAUACUGAUAGUAAUAGUGGCGAAAAUAGCAGUCCUACAGGGAGUGCAUUUCCCAAAAUGAGUCAUGUUUGAACAAAUAGCCAUAAUCUGGAUUACCUACCUCAUUGAGCGAUUGACAAAAAAAGUGAAAAUAAUUGACAAAAGAUAUACAAAAUAAAAAUUGUCAAAUAAUUACAACAUAUUUGUUGGAAACUACAGGAGAUCAUUUUGUAUUACUGUUCAUAGCUGGUUCAGUGGGAAAAUGGGUUCAGACCAUAGGCUUUAGUUACACAUCAGGUAAAAUAGUCAGUGUGUCAGAGUGAUAGGCCCAUUCCAGCUCAAAGCAGGACUGAGGAAACUCAAGUCCUCUGGGAGUCCUGAGCUUUGUUAUCUCUGGCCCUCUGGCUUGCUUUGACUGGUUUCCCAGAAGUAGACAGAAUGGAGGAUAGGGGGGGCAGGGACUUUAUUAAUAGACCGCAACAGAAUGAUGUCCGAGACCCUGAAUCAAAGUGGUUCUAUAACCAGACGAGUAGCCUGUGUUCUAGAGGGCUUUUGUCUGGAUCCAAAGAGGUCCUUAUAUACCACCGCCCUAUUGACUUGCCAACGUAGAGACAUGUCAACAGAACGUCUUGAUUUCCGUUUACACACUUCACCUCACAAAUGGAAUCGAUUAUCCAUUUUUAUUUAAUAAUAUUUUAUGGUGUUUUUGUUGUUGUUUUGUGUGUGUUUGGACUUUGCAUUUUGGUAUACAUGCGCCUGUCUUUCAACGUGUUCAAAACAAAUCUUUAAAAGUCUGUUAACUUAUUUUUAACUAUAUAUUUUGUUUUUGUAGGGAAAUAAUUCUAAAUACCCUUUCGGUAAAACUAAUUGAUUAUGUGUAUUGUUGAACUGUCUUUGCACUAAAACAUUAUUGACAAGAUAAUUCUAUAUUUCUGAUUUUAUAAAAGUACUCUCACGGAAGGGGAAGUGGUUAGAACAAAAACAAACCUUCACUGCUGAACUGGGACACAGACUAUGGGCUAUCGUAGUUUGGGUCGGACACAAAAUGAUAAAUAGAUAUUCGGUGCUUUCUUGGUAUUACAACAGUGUUAAAACAAGGUAAUACUCAGCCAUAAUAUUACUGACUGUACUGGUUUUCCCAGAAUUCCCUUGGCAAGCGAACUGUGAUAAGCUAAUGAUCAUAGAUCUGUAUACAGCUACUGGGCUGCUCAAUCCUGCAUCCCCCCUGGCCCACAGUAUCCCAGGUAUAUCAAAACAUAGUAUUGCAUGCCUUAUAUGCAUGAAUGGAUAACAUAGGUUUUUGAUAGGAUAAUGGUUAAUGUAUGCCAAGUGUAUUACAAUGUAAUUACAUGGGAACAGACUAUUAGCUUUGAUUCGGUUUGGUAAUAGUUUGAAAAUAAAAUGACACAUUUCAAUGAGGAUUAAAUGACCGGUUUUUGGUGCACUGUUGACUUUGAUGUUCAUUUGUUACAGUAUGUUUCAGAUUAUUAAAUAUGUAAAUAAAUAAUAGAAAUAUACUAAAGUAUUGUUUGUUUA
Oncorhynchus kisutch (coho salmon) is the source of this 4444-nucleotide messenger RNA. Its product is annotated as cyclin-dependent kinase inhibitor 1B. Gene Ontology annotation, molecular function: cyclin-dependent protein serine/threonine kinase inhibitor activity. The record is from RefSeq and is a predicted model, not a curated record. The transcript has 3 exons. Gene Ontology annotation, biological process: signal transduction by p53 class mediator; regulation of mitotic cell cycle. Gene Ontology annotation, cellular component: nucleus. The coding region runs from base 812 to 1360 and encodes 182 amino acids. Lineage: Eukaryota; Metazoa; Chordata; Actinopteri; Salmoniformes; Salmonidae.